AUGGAUUCGGACGAUGGUUCUGACGACUUCCAGGAUGCAUUGAGUGAGCCAGACGACUCGGAAUUUUAUUCUCCUGUAGCAGAGUUGCCUCCAACGAGACCUUGGUCGGAGGUUUCAACAAAACUCAAUGGCAACAAUCACAUUUCAAACGAAACAACUCCAAACGUAGCGGAUCAGAGCACUCGCGGGCCCGAUCGGAAUGCUCAGACAUCCUCCUAUUCCAAGAAGCCUGUUAAUGAUACGCACAAACCAGCUACUUCCCACAACAUUUCGUCCUCACUGUCGCAACAUUUGCAGGCUGCUCCCAGAGUUACCGCUCCGUUGAAGUUGGAGUCUUUGGAUCAUAGGUCGUCGGCUGAACGACUGGCACCGUACGCAAAUGGAUCUGAAACUAGUAAUCACGUCGAAUCCAAAAGACAACAAAAGCGUCCUAUAAGACCGCACAACGACGAUUCGAUCUUAGGAGGAUUGUCUAUACGGCAAGCGACAUCGCAUGGUAGAGGUGCUAUAGUAGAUGAAGACGGGCAUGUGCGGUAUCAAUCAUCGCCAAAAACGACCUCGGUCAUAAAGAGUCAAGCCGAUGCAGACUCUUCUGUAACAAACAAGGGAAUGGACAUUAGGCAAUACGAUCCACUAUCCGCUCAAGUAUUCGAACGAGUUGGUUCAAAAUCAUCCAUGUCUCCUCCAUCAGAUGGCGAGAGUAGCGAUGAUAAUAUGACAACGCCAAAACGAGGAUCGAUACCAGAUGAUGCAUCACUGCAUUCUGGAAGUAGUACGUCUAAUGUGACCUCCUCAACAACAAACGCAAACUCCUCAACUCUAGCCGAAGGUGUUGCAUCCAGGACUCGAAACAUGUUUGGCAGACUCAAACAGAGAGCCAGUGCUAUAUUCAAGGACCCUCCUACAUCAUCAAAUACCAAUAAUGUAUCUGCUAGUCAUAAUAAUAACACUCAUAAUUCUAGAUCCUCGACUGCUACACCAUCUACACCACCCCUUCAGACCGAAGCCACUAUAGUUAACGAUCAUGGUGACGACGGAGAUGCAGCCUCUAUUGCUUCAUCUGAUGUAUCUGGCUUGACGAAUAUGGGAAGUACCAACUCGUUUGCCAAGGCUCAUGCUACUGGCGGACGAUACCUCAAAGUCCGCAGUAAUAUGAAGAAGACAAAGGAGCUAAAUCGACUUGUUUUUGUGCAAGAAAUGGGAGCUCCUUUGCCUGGAAUACCAAUGGUAUCAGUAUCAGGUGCAAACGUCGUGUCGAGUGGUGAUUCGUCAUUUUCUGGUAUACAUAGAGGUGCGAGAUCUGCGCCAAGUACUAGUACAGCAGCUGCUUCAGUUACAUCUAGAGAAGGAUCAUUCAAGGAGCCGUCGAUAAGUAACAAGUCUAGUAGUGCUCAUACAGCGGCUAUGGGUGGUGACGCUUCUGAUGGAUCAGCAUAUAUGAAUGGUAUAUCUGGUGCCAUAUGGGCCAUGAGAGUGUCUGAAGAUGGACGAUUUUUAGCAGCUGCAGGCCAGGAUUGUGGUGUCAGGAUAUGGUGUCUCAGUGGAGAUCCGAAACAUGAUGUGAUGAUACCUGCCCCUACUGAGCCUAAUACGCCCAGUUCACCUUUAAGGAUGAAAAGCUCCAAUAGCUCGGUUAUCAGUGACGACGGAGGUGCCGGAAUGCGUAAAGGCUCAGCAGUACGGACACCAGUAUCUGCAGAUGUCGAUGAUUUACUCAGUCCAACUCUACGGGUAUUACAUAAUGAUUCUAGGCAAGAGUCUCGUAAUAGCGUAAAUCGGGCACCAUCCUCUAUUCGCCCCAGUGGGUCAGUUACUUCUGAAACCUGGUCGAAUGCUGAAGGUGGCAAACAACCAAGAAUGGAACCCGUUCUGGAGGAUUUGUCGUCUCCAGGUUUACCACCUCUACUCCCAAAACGUCCAACACCCCAAUCGAUGGCUUCCAUAAACUCAUUCGCCUCAACAGCACCACCACCGAUAUUCCAAUCACGUCCAUUACGAGUAUACCGUGGUCACGCGUCUGAUGUGUUGGAUGUAUGUUGGUCCAAAAACGGAUUCUUGUUAUCGUCAUCCAUGGAUCGUACAGUCCGAUUAUGGCAUGUCUCACGGUCUGAUUGUCUAUGUUGCUUCCAGCACACAGACUUUGUAACAUCUAUACGGUUUCAUCCCACAGAUGACAGGUAUUUUGCAUCAGGAUCAUUAGAUGGGCGGAUUAGAAUAUGGAGUAUACCUGAAAAGAAGGUAGAACGAUGGAAUGAAUUGCCUGGAUCUGGAUUUGUAACUGCUGUAGCGUUCUCUCACGAUGGCAAAUAUGUUGCUGCUGGAACGUAUGCUGGAGACUUACAUUUGUUUGAAUUCAAUGGAUUGGUGUAUCGUACUCAGGUGCAGGUCAAAUCAACGAGAGGUCGCAACCAAGGACGUAAAAUAACUGGUAUAGAACCAUUACCCCCAUCACGUAGUAUAACAACACCAGAAGACCUCUUUCUAGUAACCUCAAACGACUCUCGUGUGAGACUGUAUAAUAUUCGAGACAUGUCGCUAAGACGUAAAUUCCGUGGUCCUGAAAACCGUAACUGUCAAAUACGAGCCGCCUUCUCUGAUGAUGCCACAUUCAUAACAUGUGGCUCCGAAGACAAGUGUGCAUAUAUAUGGAGAACAGAACCACCCCCUGAUGCAGGUCGACAAAUGAGUGGUGUAUUAAGUGGUAUGCUUCACUGGCAAUUAGAUCGUGAAUUUAGAGCAGCAGAAGCAUAUGAAAAGUUUGUAGCAUCAGAUGAUAUAGUUACAUGUUGUAUCUUUGUGCCUUCAAAGAUGCGGCAUCUGAUUGAAGAGUAUGGUCGACGUAAACGGACUCAUCAUAAUGUACAGGGUGAGACGCAUCCUGGUGAUAGCAUACCAGUAGAAGACUCGUAUCAAGAUCAGCGCUCAAAUGAAGCCGAAGGAUUGAUUCUCAUUUGUGCAGAUCGUGCAGGUCGCAUUCGUGUAUUUGAGAACGAAGCAUUUGAUGCUCCAUCAUCGUAUCCGAUAUUGUGGGACGCUAUACACGCAUCAUCAGCUGCUGCUGCCGCAUCAUUAUCAACUAGUACUAUAGCUGGUGGUAAAGCACUAGAACGAACUGCAUCUAUCCCGGUCAGGCCGACUUCCCGUCCACUAUAUGGCGCACCGUCACCUCGAGGAUCUGUAUCAUAUUUAACACCUGCUAGUCAAACCAUGUAUGGAGCUGGUGUCAGUAAUAGUAGCAGUAAUGUAUCACUGUCAUUGAGUGCUAGAAGUGGUGAUAGGCUACAUAAGGAUGAUGAUCCGGUUAGGAGGGCUUCUGCUUCGUUGCCUCGUAAUGCUUUGACGUCUCCGAUUAAUGGUACUACUAGUAGUAACAGUAGUAAUAAUGUCGAUCGG
Messenger RNA from Synchytrium microbalum, 3393 nucleotides. RefSeq lists its product as uncharacterized. Gene Ontology annotation, molecular function: protein binding. The transcript has 4 exons. The record is from RefSeq and is a predicted model, not a curated record. NCBI's taxonomy places the organism in Eukaryota, Fungi, Chytridiomycota, Chytridiomycetes, Synchytriales, Synchytriaceae. The annotation marks the transcript as partial.